Thunnus maccoyii (southern bluefin tuna) is the source of this 955-nucleotide messenger RNA. It is a transcript of the gene mzt1, whose product is annotated as mitotic spindle organizing protein 1. NCBI's taxonomy places the organism in Eukaryota, Metazoa, Chordata, Actinopteri, Scombriformes, Scombridae. The transcript is spliced from 3 exons. The record is from RefSeq and is a predicted model, not a curated record. Gene Ontology annotation, biological process: microtubule nucleation by interphase microtubule organizing center; mitotic spindle assembly; gamma-tubulin complex localization. Gene Ontology annotation, cellular component: spindle; gamma-tubulin ring complex; interphase microtubule organizing center. Bases 203 to 424 code for a protein of 73 amino acids.
CUGGUUGUCGUAGUGAUCCCGGCAAGCUAGGUAGCUAGCCGCCAAUACUGUCUCUUAAUUCAGCUAAUAAUGAAUACGAAACGUUUAAACUCCGACUGAAGAGUUGCAAUAAGUUAUUAAUCUCGUAUCGGAUCUUGUUUGUUAGCCACUUGCUAGCAAACGUUGGCUAACUAAGCUAACUAAGCUACAUCCAUUCAGCACCAUGGCAAGUGCAUCAAACGCAAACCUAAACGCAGUCCGGGAGACGAUGGACGUGCUGCUGGAGAUCUCCAGACUGCUGAACACAGGUUUGGACAUGGAGUCUCUGUCCAUCUGUGUGAGACUGUGUGAGCAGGGCAUCAACCCAGAAGCCCUGUCAGCAGUUAUCAAGGAGCUGCGUAAAGCCUCCGAGUCCCUAAAGGCUCCUGAGAACUGCACAAACUGAAGAUGAAGGCUGGUCACCUCAGUUUGGGACAUUUUUAAUGGGGUCAUACCUCAUUCCCGGAUCUGUACAAUGGGAUCUUCAGCCAAUCAGAUCUGUCGCGUGUUGACGAUCUAUCCUCAGCCUCCUCUGUGACUAAUGUGCUCCUGUCCUGUGCUUUGGCUGAUGUUUGACCGAGUUUUUGUAUACAGGUGUCGACCUCAGUCCUCCUCUGAAACGCUCCCAACAGGAGAGCACGCUCAGCCGUUCUGCCUCUAAUUUAAGCUUGCUCCAAGUAGUUCCAGCUGCCAUUUGUCAUUUGAGUGGUAUUAGCAUUGACAUCCUGCCUUAAUUUAAGAGCAUACAUUGCAUAUCUGAGUCAACUUGUAUUGCACUUUUCAUUCAGUAAAUCUUUUUUUAUGACGUUCUGAAAUGUAGAAUUAGUUUUUAAUUUUGUGUAAGCAUAAUACAUUUUUCAACUUUUGCCAUUACCUUUGUCCAUGUAACCAUCAAUGAUUAAUAAUGUCUAAAUAAAAGUGUUACAGUCAACAGCCA